AUGCGUGUGCUCAGGAAUUUUACCCUGAGCUCAAGGAAGCAGCGAUUAACAUUGGCCAGGCGGUAUUUCAGCGGUGACCGAUGCAACAAGCGUGUGAAACACUUCUUGUGCCCUGAGACCCGUGGGGACAGUGCCGCCCUGGCGGGCCCCGCUCUGCCUUUGCAAGUUACCGGAUCCGUUCGGCGCUGCCGGAGCCGCCACGCGGGCGGGGCCGAGCCCGUUCGGGCCGGGCGCUCGCUCGGGAGGCCUCGCCGGGACACGGGGGCGGCACCGGCCCAGGAUAACACCGGGGGAGCGCCGGUACCGCACCCAGGACUGGGCCGGGCACGGGCAGCCAGCCGGGCUGGCAGGGAGCAGCUCAGGCACGGCGCUUCCCGCUCUGCCCUCGCACACCAGGCAGCGAACCUGGACAGCACCGAGCCCGCGGCGCUGCUCCCGCUCCGACGGCAGAGGGCACCGGCGCGGCCCCGGCCGCUCACGGACGCGCCGCGCCUCCCGCAGCGGCGGCAGGCGCCCGCUCGGCCUUCGCCCUCCGCCCGGGCGGCGGGCGGGGAGCCGGGACGGGCCUUCCGUGCCUCCCACCCCCCCCGCCCCCGGGGCGCUCCCGCCUUCUCCGGGCCGGGGGCGUGUCCGGCCGCGCGCCCGCUCCAUGCCCGGAGCACGCUCGGCCCCAGUGCGGGAGCGGACGGCGCGCUCCCAUUGGCCGCCGGGGCGGAAGGCCGGGCGGCCGCGCGCCGCUCUCACUGGCUGCGCCCCGCCCCUCCCUCUUCCCGCUGGCCCCGCCCACUCCCCCCGCGCACGCCACGCGCGCACGGACGGGACGGAGACGGCGCGCGAGACGCAGCGCGAGCGGAGCCGCCAGGGCGCGCGAGACGGGAAGAGCCGCCGCCGCCGCCGCCGCCAGGGCCGGCCCAUCCCAACCCGCCGGGGGGGGGGCGGGGGACAGGCGGGGCCGCCCCGCCCCGCGCGCGCCGGAUCCCGCUGCUGCUGCUGCUGCUGCUGCCGCCGCCACCGCCGCCGGAGGGGGCGGGAGGGAGGCAGCGCGGGCCUCAACCGGCCGAGCCGAGCCCCGCGCCGGGCGGCACCGGCCCCCCCCCGGCCUCCUCCCUCUCUUCCUCUCUUCCUCUCUCUCCGCGACCCACCCACUCCCCUCCGGCUCGGCCCGGCCCUACACUCGCCGACCGGCCCGGCCCGGUCCGGCCCGGUCCGGCGGGGAUUCACCGGGCAGUUCCACCUCCCGCCCCGCAAAGCCCCUCGGCCCGCUCGGACCCGGCGGGGCCCGGGGAGCCCCUCACACACAAUGCGGAGGUAGGGCCGAGCAGGCCCCGCCGCGCCCCCGCCGCCGCCGCCUCAGCCCGGGCCGCGGCCGGCGCGACGGGGCCGGGCGCACGUGCGGGCGGCGGGGCCGGGCUGCCCCGCGGGGCGGGCGCGGCGCGGCCGGUGCUCGCUCACCUGGGGGGCGUGGGGGCCGCCGGGUGCCGCCGCGCGGGGGCCGCCGCCGUCUCCGCGCCCGGCAGCAGCAACAACGGAGUCAGCGCGGCGGCGGCGGCGGCGGCUUUUCCUGUCCGGUUACGUUCGGGUCACAUGACCGGGAGCGGAGCACAGAGGCUGCGGCGAGGAGCCCCCGCCGUGGGGGAGGGGAGGCGGCGAGCGCUGUGGCGGCAGCGGGAGACACCCAGCCCCCGCCCCUCCCUCCGCGCCCGCCCCACCGCCGGCACCGGGAACGGGAGCGGCCCUCCCGCCUUCCGGGCCCCCCCGGGGCAGAGCCGCUGCUCCCCUCCUAGCGAGGCGCGCUGCCCCUUUAAAACUCCCGGGCGGCGGAGGCCGGUGUAG
Molecule: messenger RNA, 1833 nt
Organism: Melospiza georgiana
Lineage: Eukaryota; Metazoa; Chordata; Aves; Passeriformes; Passerellidae
Product: translation initiation factor IF-2
Exons: 2
Coding region: 1-1833 (610 amino acids)
Source: RefSeq, a predicted model, not a curated record